Rasamsonia emersonii CBS 393.64 is the source of this 1839-nucleotide messenger RNA. RefSeq lists its product as uncharacterized. The record is from RefSeq and is a predicted model, not a curated record. Bases 1 to 1839 code for a protein of 612 amino acids. NCBI's taxonomy places the organism in Eukaryota, Fungi, Ascomycota, Eurotiomycetes, Eurotiales, Trichocomaceae. Gene Ontology annotation, molecular function: flavin adenine dinucleotide binding; oxidoreductase activity, acting on CH-OH group of donors. The transcript has 2 exons.
AUGGCUUCCAUCGACACCGACUCCGCCGCUGGCCUUGAAGACGCCGUCUUCGACUUCGUCAUCGUCGGCGGAGGCACCUCCGGCCUCGUCGUCGCCAAUCGACUUACCGAAAUCCCCCAUGUGUGCGUCCUCGUGCUGGAGGCUGGGACGAACCGCCUCGACGAUUCUCGAGUGACGGUGCCCGGUCUCGCGGCCGCCACGUACGGAGACCCUGAUUUUGACUGGGACUUUAGAUCCGUUCCCCAGGCAUGUUUUGCACUUUACUCAGGUCGGACGCUGGGAGGGUCGUCAGCCAUCAACCUGGGGAUGGUCGUCUACCCCUCCAAAGUGGGCAUAAAUGCCUGGAAACAGCUGGGCAAUCCCGGAUGGGGAUGGGACGAUCUGGCGCCUUAUAUUCGCAAGUUUCACACAGCGACCGCGCCAUCCGAGAAGGUUCGUUGCUUCUUCAAGGACAUGAAGUACGACCAGCGAGAUCAAGGCAGCGACGGUCCCGUGCAGGUGUCCUUCGGUGACGAGUACAUGCCGUACCACGCCGCGUGGCUCGAGACGUUCAAGAACCUUGGCUUCUCCCACACAGAAGACCCGAUCAACGGUGCUGGGACGGGGCCCUUCGUCAGCCCUGGCUCCGUUGACCCGGUCACUCACACACGAAGCCAUGCCGGUGCCGCAUAUUUCGGGGAAUCGGUGCAUAAGCGUCCCAAUCUGCGCGUUGUGACGGGUGCGUUUGUGGAGAAGCUCCUCCUGGAGAAGACAGGCGAUUCUGUCGUUGCAACGGCCGUUCAGGCGUCCAAAGACGGCAAGACAUACAAGAUCGCAGUCACCAGAGAGGUCAUCCUCGCAGCCGGAGCUACCCAGACUCCCCAGCUCUUGGAGCUCUCGGGCAUCGGGGACGCCGACCUCCUGCUCGCCCACAGCAUUGACGUGCUCGUCGACAACAAAGGCGUCGGAGAAAACCUCCAGGACCACGGGAUCAUCGCCUUUGGAUACGAGGUCGCGGACAGAAUGCCCUCAGGCGACAUGGCUCGCAACCCUGAAGUCGCAGCCGCAGCCAUGGCAGCAUAUCAAAAAGAUGGCUCCGGGCCUCUAGGAAUGGUGCCUCUCGUAUCGGCAUUCCUGCCCUGUCCGGACUUCCCACCGGAGCAGCGAGCGCAGUUACUGCAGCAGAUCGAAGGCACGGGGAAAACGGCAGCCCAGAAGAAACAGUACAAGGUCCUGCGACAGCUUCUACAAGAUCCUGCGGAGCCCAGCGCGCAGUACAUCUUUGCCCCGUUCCAGCUACACCCGAGGGAAGGGCCCAGCGCGAAGGGGAUAUUUGGGCUGGGACACCCGGGCUACUUCGUCAGCGUGGUCUGUCUCCUCAGCCAUCCAUUCUCGCGAGGGUCAGUGCAUCUGCAGUCAGCAGAUCCAAGUGAGCCCCCGGCCAUUGACCACGGCAUCCUGCGCCAUCCAGUCGAUCUGGAGCUGACGGCGCGCCACAGCCUGUGGAUGGAGAAGAUCGCCGAGACAGAGCCGAUGGCGUCGCUGCUCAAGAAGGGUGGCCAGCGUCUGCACACGCCGGAGCGGCUGAGGCUGACCGAUCUGGGAAAGACGAAGGAGCUCUGCAAGGAGCUUGUGCUGUCGAUGUACCAUUUCAGCGGGUCGUGUGCGAUGAUGCCCCGUGAGGACGGAGGCGUAGUCGACCCUCGUCUGAAGGUCUAUGGGACGGCGAAUGUCAGGGUCGUGGACGCCAGUGUCUUCCCUCUGGAGCCGAGAGGCAAUAUCCAGGCGACUGUGUAUGCGGUGGCAGAGAAGGCGGCUGAUAUUAUAAAGGAGGACUUGACUAUUAAAAAUGAUGAAUAG